AUGCCUCUUCGAGAGAUGUCGCCGUUUUCAAGAGGACAUUCAGGAGGAGACAUCCCAAGAGGACCACCCAUCUUCGCUGGACUGCACCCAUCUCCAGAAACGAGAUACGUGAACUUCAUCCAGUACAACUUCGCGUUCCAUCAAGCAGACCCCAGGUUCAUCAACAUCCUUCGAUUCGAGAGAUGUCGCCGUUUUCAAGAGGACCUUCAGGAGGAGACAUCCCAAGAGGACCACCCAUCUUCGUCGGACUGCACGCAUCUCAAGAAACAAGGAAGUGAACUUCUCGGUGAUCUGUCGCUGUUUGGUCUGGGGUUUGCUGACCCGUGCCACAACCCUGCCACAACCCGUUUGGGACUCGGGAACACUGCCCUGUUGUGUCUGAAAGUGCAUAAGGGUCAGUCCUUACUCUCUACUCAGCCCUCCGCCUCGGUCUUCAGCUGCACGGCCUAUAAGAACCAAGGAUUUGAGCGUGCAAAAUGGAUAGGAUCCACCUUACAAUAUGGGAACGAGUCCCUCCCAACAUCCCAAUUAACCUGUAGAACGACAAAUGAAGAUACAUCAUACCUCACGGAUCUUCUUGAGGUCAAUGCUUCCCCUUCUUCUUUCCACCGCCAGCACCCUUCUUCCUCGUGCUGCCUGAAGGAGGAGGCGCAGGAGGAGCUGGUUUUCCACUUCCACCUCCAACGUUCUCUCCUCCUACGGCAUUCUUCCCCUUCUGCUUGCUCAUGUCCCUGCCAUACAAAAUGGGAA
Molecule: messenger RNA, 750 nt
Organism: Darwinula stevensoni
Lineage: Eukaryota; Metazoa; Arthropoda; Ostracoda; Podocopida; Darwinulidae
Source: the annotation of a GenBank genome assembly